Neurospora crassa OR74A is the source of this 3141-nucleotide messenger RNA. RefSeq names its product DNA repair protein Rad9. Lineage: Eukaryota; Fungi; Ascomycota; Sordariomycetes; Sordariales; Sordariaceae. Gene Ontology annotation, biological process: DNA replication checkpoint signaling; mitotic intra-S DNA damage checkpoint signaling; cellular response to ionizing radiation. The coding region runs from base 290 to 1744 and encodes 484 amino acids. The record is from RefSeq and is a predicted model, not a curated record. The transcript is spliced from 5 exons. Gene Ontology annotation, cellular component: checkpoint clamp complex.
CGGUCUCUUGCGAGUGGGAGCAGCCGCGCAACCAUCACAGUUGCACCUUCCAUCCAUUGUUCACUUGCUCUUGAUAGGUACAGCGUUUUGUGUCACGCAAGAGCACUCCAAGGCAACUGCACUCGGCCUCGAUUUAUUUUCCAUCAUACUCCAGGCCACUGCAGGGGGCCAUCACAACAGAAAUCGCUGACUGGAUGCGAGAAACUGAGUGGCCAGACUUAGACCCGAGAAAGCUCUUCCUGACCAAAAGAAUAUAAGUCGAUCGACUAAUUGCGACGACGGCCACAAAAUGGUAAUCUUGAACUUCACGCUCAGCGAGGAGGGCGUGUCUGUUUUCCACGACGCCCUCGCCUGCAUGUACAAGUUCAGUGAUGAUGUUUGCUUGGAAGCAAGAAGGGACAAGCUUACCUUGACUACUCUCAACAUCUCAAAGUCAGCAUACGUUUGCUUCACUUUUGCCGCUAACAGGUUCUUCUCCCGUUACCAUUUCGAGGGGAAUGCCCAGUAUCGAGAUAGAUUCUUCUGCCAACUCUAUAUCCGGUCCCUCUUGUCCAUCUUUCGGUCUCGCCAAGGUGGUGAUUCUGCACGGGAUAAAGAUGCUUCCAUCGAGCGCUGUGAUGUUGCCAUUGACGAUGGCCCUGGCAAGAAGAGCCGGUUGAUUGCCAGAAUCUCUUGCAGGAACGGAAUCACCGCGUCUCAUUCUCUACCGUUCGAAUCAAAGCCACCAACUCAUGCCAAGUUUGAGAAGGACGAGGCUGGGAAUCGUUGGUCGAUCUCAUCUAGCACACUGCGACAACUCAUGGAUCAUUUCGGUCCGGGUAUUGAAUUGCUUGAUAUCAACACGGAUGACGAUGAUCAUGUUGUGAACUUUACCUGCUUCACGGACAAGGUGCAGAAACGCGGCCCUCAUGGCAAUGAAGCUGUCCUCAAGAAGCCGCUUCACACCAACAUUUCUGUAGAAAUGGCCGAGUUUAAUGAGGUUGAAGUCCAAGACAAACUUCACAUCAUCAUUAGUGUCAAGGAUUUCCGAGCCAUUCUGCAACACGCUCAAAUAAUCAGCGGAGAGCUCGCAACCUACUACUCGGAGCCCGGACGCCCGAUGAAGUUAUCUUAUAGUGCGGACGGUAUCCUGUGCGAGUUCAUCCUCAUGACGGUUGGAGAACAGGAUGCCAUCACUCAGAAGCACAAAAAUACCAGGGCGAGGGCUUCAAAGACCCCAAAACCGGGUUCGGGUCCGGGACCGGGUCCUGCGUCUAAGCCCGACGGCUCUGUUGCAAACAAUGAGGCCAAAGACGUUCCAAAACCAGCGCAGAAGCCUCCUCAACAAAAGACACCUCCACAACCACGACAGACACAAUUUGAAAUUCGACCACCACCCAUACCGCCUCGAAGCCCGGUGGCCGCCAGGACUGAUCGAUCUGAUUCGCCGUUAUUCGUUGAGCAAGGCGACGAGGACCGGCAAUGGGAUCCCGUGGAUCGUGAGGAUGAAGAGGAGAUGGACAACGCUAGAGUCGAGUGGAAUGCAACGGGCGAGCCGGUACUUCUACGUCAUUUCCCUCUAGUCGCCAGAAAAAAGAUGGCUAACAUCCACUCCAGAACCCGCCGUCCUUGCGAAUUAGCAGUUUACUGGCAAGACCGGCUGUGCCCGGUAAUGAGCCAGACAGACUUGCUGGGGGACUCGAGCCAACCCAGCAGCUUUCUGAGGCAUGUAUCUUGUUGUCUCCUAUGUCUAUUCUUUUGCUAACUGGCAAUCAGGUUCGGCGCUUUGGUUUAUUUUCCUCUUGACCAAGUAAACCGAGCAGUGCUUAAAGGGGUGGUUUAGUUCAUGUACUGUAACAUACGACUUAGCAGUCAUCCUCGGCAUAUCUUUGACUGUUCCCAAGGCUCUAAGUUGACGGCAUCUGUAUUGCCACCCAACUGGUGGCACAGCCGGCCCCGAUGGUGGUUAUUUUAGCGCCCGAAGGAAUGAACUUCGACGACGCAAUAACGUUCUGCUGACCCUUUGUGACAUCCGAACUACUGAGCGGUCCGCAGUUGCCGUGUUCACCCCAGCCCCAGGCUGUAACGUCGCCCUCCUCGCUCAAGGCCAGUGCAUGUUCGCUCCCCACCGCAAUAUGUUUGGUUUGGGGUAGGUUCGCGGGAGCGAGUUGACCAUGGUCAUUACGGCCCCAGCUCAAUAAGCUUCCAUCUCCCUUCAAGAUGAACAGGUUGCCCCAACUAGCACCGACCUCUCGCCAUCCGACAACCUGGUCCGGAACUUCACCCCUGAUCCCCCAUUUGUCUGAACCAAGGACCAUGAUGUUACCGCUUUCAGGGCUUCCCAGAAAGCAUGUGAAUUCCUUUCCACAGACCGCUUUCACAACCUUGAAGCCCAAACCCUCGAUUUUGCGGGGUGAGUGAACAAUAUCCUCCGGCGCUCCGAUCUGACCCUUCCGGCCAUUACCCCAACCCCAAACGUCACCAUUGCUUAAAACUGCAACGACAUGGCCCAUACAAGCGGCGAGAUCGACAACUUCCGUGUCCGGGGGAGGAAAAUCUGGAAUCAGAGACGGAGUCGCCGUACGGAAGAUGAACGUGCCCAAGCCCAACUCGCCUUUCAGGCCGGUGCCGCAAGAGUAGACUCUGGUGUUGCGACCUUGGGCAUCCAGGCGGGUAAAGAUGCUUGCUUCCCAGGCAGCUGCAACCAUACCUACCCUGAAUGGGUCUUGGGGUGUUGAUACAGAUGAAAUGUCGACCGGGUGAAAUCGAGGAGGCUGCGAAAUUUGUGUUUGAGUGAACUUGCCACAGGCACCGGUAUUCGGGUCUCCGCUCCAGUAGAUGUCGCCGGUCGUAGUCAAAAUAAUUGUGUGGUUACCUCCAGCAACAAUCUUGGUGAUGGAGGCGGUAGCCGGAAGGUCUGCAUCAAAAUGGGCAUCCUUUGGAACGGAAACGUCUUCUUUGUGGCCGAUGCCUAGCUGGCCGGAGCCAUUAGAUCCAAGAGCGAAGAGUAGCAGCAUUCUGAUGCAACUUCUCGAUUAAUGGACUGAGCGAGGCGGAAUGAUGAUAAGUCGAUGUUUUCCCGGAAAUGUCCCGUCUUUUAAUCGUGGCAACUAAGGAUGACGACGGCAUUCAUUGCAGCCUCCGCGCACAGCCGGUGCCGGG